Messenger RNA from Anguilla rostrata (American eel), 898 nucleotides. RefSeq names its product trace amine-associated receptor 7e-like. The coding region runs from base 4 to 873 and encodes 289 amino acids. Gene Ontology annotation, cellular component: plasma membrane; cytoplasm. The record is from RefSeq and is a predicted model, not a curated record. NCBI's taxonomy places the organism in Eukaryota, Metazoa, Chordata, Actinopteri, Anguilliformes, Anguillidae. The transcript has a single exon. Gene Ontology annotation, molecular function: G protein-coupled receptor activity. Gene Ontology annotation, biological process: adenylate cyclase-activating G protein-coupled receptor signaling pathway; regulation of metabolic process.
GCCAUGCCCCCAUUCAACGGCACCAUUCCCCUCUCAGUUGCCUUUGAUCGCCCUGAAGACUACUUCAUUUUUCUGUUCCAUAUUGUUUUUGCUACUAGUGCGGUCCUCCUCGCGGGCUCAGUAGUAGUUGGAAUCUUGAGCACGAAGAGUCUUCGAGGACAGAACAGAUUUAUUUUCAUGCUCAACACCAGCAUUUGCGACACUCUGGUCGGGUUCUCCGUUUAUUAUCUCGGUCUGUUCGAUGUGCAGGAAGGAUUCCCCUCAAGGAACGGUACAUACUACAUUCUACCUUCACUUCUUGGAGUAAAUAUCCUUACGUUUCUGUUUGCACAGAUUGACCGCUAUUUCGCGAUUUGUCACCCGUUCUUUUACUGUCGAUACGUUACACGACCGGUUAUCAUCGCAAUUUGUAUGUUUUGCUGGUUUGUCACUUAUCUCAUAAACGCGCUGCAAAACACUGUCCCCGUUUCAAAAGCUGCACAAAUAGGCGCAAUUAGCAUUAUGGCGUUACAGGCUGUAGUCAUCACUAAAAUUUUAAUGACUAUAAGGUUGUAUGUAAUUGCCAGAUAUCAGCUUGCACGAGACCCGCCGAGCGCCGAGAAGGAGAACAAGAAGGAGUCACUGAGAAUCGUAAUAUUCGUAGUCAUGUGUUUCUUAACGUUGUGGGGUCCCUCCUUCGUCAAUAUUAUUGUGAAGCAGACGACAUUUAAAGGCGUAUGGUUCAGGAACGAAGGAACGAACCUCUUUGCCAUUAUGGCGCGAUUUAACGCGCUUAGCACGCCUUCUGUGUACGUCUGGGGAAGCCCCGCGCUGCGCGAGGCUUUGAAGAACACCGUCUGGGGGAGAGUGUGUCCAAAGCGGAAAAGAAGGUAGAGUGAGUUCACGGCGGCGUCGUCGU